AUGAGGUCUUCGGUGCUCCGCGCCGUGGCCGCCUCGGCCCUGGCGUUUGCCGGCGCUGUCUCGGCGACGGACCUCGCAGAAUGGAAGACGCGGUCCAUCUACCAGGUCAUGAUUGACCGCUUUGCGCGCACCGAUGGCUCGACCGACGCGGAGUGCGACGUGUCCAAGUUCUGCGGCGGAUCGUGGAAGGGGCUCGUGAACAAGCUCGACUACAUCCAGGACAUGGGCUUUACGGCCAUCCAGAUUAGCCCCGUGGUCAAGAACAUGGAGGGCAACACGGCCGUCGGCGAGGCCUACCACGGCUACUGGUCCCUCGACAACUACGCGCUCAACCCUCACUUCGGCACGGAGAGCGACUUCUCGGACCUUGUCGCCGCCGUGCACAAGCGCGACAUGUUGCUGAUGGUGGACGUCGUGGUCAACAACAUGGUGCAACCUUUCGACAACAAGGUCCCGCCCAAGAUCGACUACACCAAGUUCGACCCCUUCAAUGACCAGAAGUACUUCCACCCGUACUGCAACGUGACCGAGUGGGAGAACUCGACCAACUACCAGGACUGCUGGCUGUACCCCUACGGCGUGGCCCUGGCCGACCUGGACACCGAAUCCCAGCCCGUGGUCGACGAGCUCGGCCGCUGGGUCAAGGGCCUCGUCUCCAACUACUCCAUCGACGGCAUCCGUAUCGACGCCGCCAAGCACGUCAACGACGAGUUCCUCCCCGCCUUCGUCAAAUCCUCCGGCGUCUUCGCCCUCGGUGAGGUCCUCACCGGCGUCCCCGGCGACAUGUGCCGAUACCAGACCCUCAACCUCCUCCCCGGCAUGCCCAACUACCUCGAGUACUACCCCCUCAACGCGGCCUUCCUGGGCGGCUCCAUGACCGACCUCGCCAGCAUGCGCAACCAGGCCGAGUCCGCCUGCAACGACACCACCGCCCUCGGCAGUUUCCUCGAGAACCACGACAUGCCCCGCUUUGCCAGCCAAAACGAAGACAUCGCCCUCGCUCGCAACGCCAUGACCUAUAUUCUCCUCAACGACGGCAUCCCGACCGUCUACCAGGGUCAGGAACAGCACUUCAAGGGCAACAGCACACCCUUCAACCGCGAGCCGCUCUGGUCGUCGGGCUACAACACAGAAGCCCCGCUGUACGUCCUGACCGCGACCCUGAACAAAGUCCGCAACGCCGCCAUCAAGGCCUCCCCGGAGAAAUACGCCACCACCAUGUCGACCACCCUCUGGUCCGACGUCAAUCACCUCUGCCUGCGCAAGGGGCCCGACGGCAGCCAGGUGGUGUUCUGCAUCAACAACAAGAGCAGCGAAGGCGACAGCUACGAGGUCAGCGUCGGCGGGUUCUCGGCGAAUGAUAAGGUUAUUGAGGUGUUGGGAUGCAAGAGCAACACGGCUGAUGUCACGGGCAAUGUGACCAUGUACAUGGCCAAGGGUGAACCGAAGGUGUAUGUGCCGGAGUCGCUGCUCAAGGGCACCGGGUUGUGCGGUAAGACGGAGGCCGACGCGCCUGGGCCGGAUAAUGCGGCGGGUGCGUUGGGGGUUGCGAGCAGUGUGGUGGUUGCCGCGGUUUUGGGGUGGGCCGCUGUCCUGCUUGCUUAG
Messenger RNA from Dichotomopilus funicola, 1605 nucleotides. Its product is annotated as glycoside hydrolase. NCBI's taxonomy places the organism in Eukaryota, Fungi, Ascomycota, Sordariomycetes, Sordariales, Chaetomiaceae. The record is from RefSeq and is a predicted model, not a curated record. The coding region runs from base 1 to 1605 and encodes 534 amino acids. Gene Ontology annotation, molecular function: calcium ion binding; alpha-amylase activity. Gene Ontology annotation, biological process: carbohydrate catabolic process. The transcript has 2 exons.